Molecule: messenger RNA, 2095 nt
Organism: Trifolium pratense (red clover)
Lineage: Eukaryota; Viridiplantae; Streptophyta; Magnoliopsida; Fabales; Fabaceae
Product: laccase-17-like
Exons: 6
Coding region: 79-1824 (581 amino acids)
Biological process (GO): lignin catabolic process
Cellular component (GO): apoplast
Molecular function (GO): hydroquinone:oxygen oxidoreductase activity; copper ion binding
Source: RefSeq, a predicted model, not a curated record
UCCAUCCAAAUCAAAAAACAAUAACCUCACUUUCUAUAGUUAAAGAGCUUAAAAAAGGAUUGAAAGAGAAAAGAGGAAAUGGGUUUUGUUUAUCUCAACAUGUCAAGUUUCAUGAGAGCAAUGUUGAUUGUGUUAUGUGCUUUGUGGAUAUUGCCAGAGCUAGCACAUGCAAAACAUGUUAGAACAAGGCAUUAUAAGUUUAAUAUCAAAUUGCAAAAUGUCACAAGACUUUGUCAAACAAAGAGCAUUGUAACUGUCAAUGGACAAUUUCCGGGUCCUAGAAUCAUUGCAAGAGAAGGCGACAGAGUCGUAAUUAAAGUGGUUAAUCACGUUCAGAACAAUGUUUCCAUUCAUUGGCACGGAAUUCGCCAACUAAGAAGUGGUUGGGCAGAUGGACCUGCAUAUAUAACACAAUGUCCAAUUCAGGCAGGCCAAAGUUUUGUUUACAACUUCACAAUUAUAGGCCAAAGAGGAACAUUGUGGUGGCAUGCACAUAUCUCAUGGCUUAGAUCUACUCUUCAUGGUCCUAUUGUCAUUCUUCCCAAAAGACAUGUGCCUUACCCAUUUCCUCAUCCCUACAAAGAAAUCCCCAUUAUAUUAGGGGAGUGGUGGAAAGCAGACACAGAAGCAAUUAUAAAUCAAGCUAUACAAACAGGAUUGGCACCUAAUAACUCAGAUGCUCACACUCUCAAUGGCCUUCCAGGUCCUCUCCACAACUGUGCAGCUAAAGAUACCUUCAAGCUCAAGGUUGAACCAGGAAAAACAUAUCUACUUAGAAUAAUCAAUGCUGCACUCAAUGAUGAAAUGUUCUUUAGCAUUGCUAAUCACACCCUCCAUGUUGUCGAAGCCGAUGCAGUAUAUGUAAAGCCAUUUAGAACCAACAUUGUUCUCAUCACACCAGGUCAAACAACCAAUGUCCUUCUCAAAACCAAAUCCAAAACCCCAAAUGCAAAAUUUGUCAUAGCUUCAAGACCUUAUGCUACAGGUCCAGCAUCUUUUGACAACACAACAGCGAUUGGUUUCUUGGAGUACAAGAAACACUCACUUUCAAACACUAAAUCAAAAAACCAUACUCUUUUUAGACCAAAACUUCCUAAAUUCAAUGACACUAUCUUUGCAAUGAACUUCAACAAAAAAUUUCAUAGCUUAGCCAACAAGAAAUUCCCAGCAAAAGUUCCGAAAACUGUUGAUCGACACUUUUAUUUCACUGUUGGUUUAGGAAUAAGUCAAUGUUCAAAAAACCAACAAUGUCAAGGACCAAAUAACACAAGAGUAGCAGCAGCGAUUAAUAAUGUUUCAUUUGUUAUGCCAAACACUGCUUUACUUCAAGCUCAUUUUUUCAACAAAUCUAAAGGAAUUUUCACUACUGACUUUCCUACUAAUCCACCUCAUAAAUUCAACUACACUGGUACAUCACCAAAGAACAUGAUGGUAACUAGUGGAACUAAGGUUGUUGUGUUACCAUACAAUGCCAAAGUUGAGUUGGUUUUGCAAGAUACAAAUAUUAUUGGAGCUGAGAGUCAUCCAUUGCAUCUUCAUGGAUUUAAUUUCUUUAUUGUUGGUCAAGGAAAUGGAAAUUUUGACCCUAAAAAUGAUCCUUCUAAGUUCAAUUUGGUUGAUCCUGUUGAAAGGAACACUGCUGGUGUCCCAUCUGGUGGUUGGGUUGCUUUGAGAUUCCUUGCAGAUAAUCCAGGUGUAUGGUUCAUGCAUUGCCAUCUUGAAGUACAUACAAGUUGGGGCUUGAAAAUGGCAUGGAUUGUUCAAGAUGGAAAACUGCACAAUCAGAAGCUGCCACCUCCACCUUCUGAUCUUCCAACAUGUUGAAAAGAUUUAGACCAUUAUGAUACUUUUCUAUGUGUCCAAUUUUUGGAUUAGCUAGAAUUGGAUUUGAUUCUGCUUUCUGGAUUUAGUUUUGUCUACAUUCUUUGUUUUUUUUUUAUUUUAUUAUUUUAUUAUUAUUAGUAGUAUGUUUCAUAGGAGUGGGAAAGUUUUGGACAAUUUCAUUGUAGUGAUUGUUUUGGUUCUUGUUGUAUGGUCACACUCAUUUAAAAAGUUAUGAGUGGGAGAGUUUUAUGGAGGUUUCAGUUUUCAGUUA